Colletotrichum acutatum is the source of this 400-nucleotide messenger RNA. RefSeq lists its product as uncharacterized. The record is from RefSeq and is a predicted model, not a curated record. The coding region runs from base 60 to 347 and encodes 95 amino acids. Lineage: Eukaryota; Fungi; Ascomycota; Sordariomycetes; Glomerellales; Glomerellaceae. The transcript has a single exon.
AAAAUAAUGUCAAUUUAUGGAAACCACGGGAUCUUCGAACGCUUCUCUUUGUUAUCACGAUGUGGCGGCGGCGGCAUAAUUGCAAGAAUAGGCUGAGAGUCAUGUCAACUCACCUGUUGCUCAUGGCUCAUAAGACGAGACUCCAUCCUCAUGACCAAUGCUAUCAUAUCUUUAGCUGGUCUGCAGGCAAGACGCCUCCGUCUCUGUCCCUAUUUACUUCAAACACUCUCGACAUAAGACAGAAACCCGACAGACAUCAUGGCUACGAUAUGAGCACGCCCAUCAGGCAUACAUCGAUUAGCCGUGCAACCCGGAGAUUCAACACCGCGAGAUUAUGCUUAAAAUGAUGAGGGUUCCGAGACUUGUCAGGGUCUGGACCGAUUGAGCGAUGGCCCGUCAG